AUGGCAUUCAAUGCUCGCUCCAAGAGUGCGCGCGGGCUCUUGCUGCUGGCACUGGGGCUUUGCGUUCUGAACUUGCAGUCGUGGGCCUUCACCAAGACUGAGGCGCCUCGGGCAGAGGCAUCCGGCUUCACUGCUUUCAUCGCGGACCAUGCGCUGCUGGUGUCUUUCGUGCUGAUGGCGGUGUCUGGGGCAGUGACGCUGCUGGAAGACUCGCAAACUCCGACCCCAGGCCCGGCGGAGAAGCGAGCGGACUACGGCACCUUCCUGAUGAUGCAGAACAUCUUGUGCUUCACCUCAGGCUUCAUCAACGCGCUGUGCAUCAUUGACAUGGGCAUGACCGUGUCCCACCAGAGCGGCAACACCAGCCACACCGGACGCCUGAUCUUCAACGGUGGCGCCAAGUUCUUCCACCUCAUGUGCGCCUUCUGUGCGGGCUCCUUCUUUGCGGGCUACAGCAAGAGCGACGUGGAGGCCGUGUACCAAGGCCGCUUCUCCCCCAACAUGUUGGGCAGCACUCUGGCCGUGGUCUUCGGGUGCAUGCUGCACCACUGCAAGGCUCAGAGCGGGAUCAACGACGCGGCUUCGGAGAGCCUGCUGCUCUUCGCUUUCUCGCAGGGCAUCCAGAACGGCGUCACCCGAAGGUGCACCUCGAUUCCCAUCUGCACCACGCACUUCACGGGCUACCUCACGGAUGUGGGCACCGGCCUGGGACUGUGGGCACGUGCCAUGGCGAGGGGUGAGGCGCCUCCGACUCUGCUGAAGGUGCUGCUCUUUGCUGCUGGCAUCUUCUUCUUCUGCCUUGGAGGCGUUGCGGCCAAGGAGACCCACGGCCCCUACGGCAUGCAGGCGGCCCUGAUCCCAGCCGCCAUCAUGGCGGCCGUGGCCGGUGGCAUGAUCCCCAUCCCGAAGCCGGCCAAGGCUGAGAAGGCAUGA
This is a messenger RNA of Effrenium voratum, 933 nucleotides long. The record is from the annotation of a GenBank genome assembly. NCBI's taxonomy places the organism in Eukaryota, Dinophyceae, Suessiales, Symbiodiniaceae.